This is a messenger RNA of Rhododendron vialii, 1258 nucleotides long. RefSeq names its product glycine-rich cell wall structural protein 1.8-like. The coding region runs from base 4 to 1029 and encodes 341 amino acids. The transcript has a single exon. The record is from RefSeq and is a predicted model, not a curated record. Lineage: Eukaryota; Viridiplantae; Streptophyta; Magnoliopsida; Ericales; Ericaceae.
AAAAUGUGGGAUACAGCAAAUACACACCAGUGGGUAUAUAAUGGUACAAGAGAGGGCAUAAUUGAGGAGUGUCUAAGCAUUAGAUCACAUUGUGGGGACUCCACAACUUCUCUUUGCAUGUGCUUCUUCACCAACUCUAAGCCCUUAACGUGCUUUAGGACCCCUUCAAAUGCUUAUAAAUACCCAAGAAUUUCUGACUUUGGAGUCAUGGUUGUGGGAUUUAAGCACAUUCCCAUGGCUAAGUACAAAGUUUUCAGCAUUGUUAUCUUUGUUCUCAUAGGUUUAGUCGUAUGUUCUGCGACUAGAUCCCUGUUUGGUCUUGGAGAGGGUGGCUAUGGUGCAGGCCAUGGCACUGGAGGCGGCGGUGGUGCCGGCUAUGGAGGCGGCUCUGGAGGUGGUGGUGGCAGUGGCUAUGGAGCUGUAGGCUAUGGAGGUGGCGGAGGAAGUGGAAGCGGUGGUGGUGGUGGCUAUGGUGCUGGAGGAGAACAUGGUGCUAUGUUCGGUGCAGGUGGUGGCGGAGGGAGUGGUGGCGGAGGAGGCUAUGGUUCUGGAGGGGAGCAUGGUGCUGGAUAUGGAAGUGGGGGUGGUGAAGGAGGUGGUAGUGGCUAUGCUGCUGGAGGAGAACAUGUUGGUGGAUAUGGCAGUGGUGGAGGUGGAGGAAGUGGUGGCGGUGGUGGUGUUGGUGUUGGGUAUGGCGGAGGUGGAGCCCACGGAGGUGGUUAUGGAGAAGGAGGUGGCAGUGGUGGUGGUUACGGUGCUGGAGGAGAGCACGGAGGCGGCUAUGGCGGCGGCGGUGGGAGCGGAGGCGGCGGUGGAGCAGGUUAUGGUGCGGGAGGAGCUGGAGGGAGUGGAUAUGGUAGUGGUGGGGGUGUUGGCGGUGGUGCAGGAGGAGGACAUGCAGGUGGGUAUGGCGGUGGUGGCGGUUCUGGGGGCGGAGCUGGCUAUGGUGCUGGUGGUGAACAUGGGAGCGGAUAUGGAGAAGGGAGUGGGAGCGGUGAAGGUGGUGAUCAUGGUGGCUACACCCCAUGAAAAUACCCUCUUGCUUUCUCACUCUCCAAAAAGGAUAAAUCUUUUAUCAGGAGGACGUAAUGUAUAAUAAGAUAAGAUAUAGCUUGUAAUGAAGGAGGAUGCUUAUUAAAAUUUAUGUCUGGAAUGGUUAAAAGGAUGCUGGAUGCAUCUAAGAUUUGCAUAUUUAUGCGUAUUGCUGUCCUCGAUCGGAUUUGUCAAGUAAUCAAAGACAUGUUACAUUCGGGUGAAA